AUGGCUGUGUCCAAGUUUAUUGAGUACAUUGAUGAUGCUUUAGAAAAAUCCAGAGAAACCGCCCUUUCCCGCUUAUUCUUCACCUAUGAGGGAAUUCCUUACCCAGUCACCAUGUGCACCUCAGAGACUUUCCAAGCGCUGGACACCUUCGAAGCCAGAAGCGAUGACAUUGUGCUGGCAUCCUACCCCAAGUGUGGUUCAAAUUGGAUUCUUCACAUUGUCAGUGAAUUAAUAUUUACUGUUACCAAAAGAAGAUACGAAUAUCCAGAAUUCCCAGUACUUGAAUGCGGAGACUCAGAAAAGUACGAGAGAAUGAAACAGUUUCCAUCACCAAGGAUUCUGACAACGCAUCUCCAUUAUGACAGAUUACCUUGGUCCAUCGUUAAGAAUAAAGUCAAGAUAUUGGUGAUAUUUCGAAACCCCAAAGAUACGGCCGUAUCUUUUUUUCAUUUCCACAAUGAUGUCCCUGAUAUUCCAAGCUAUGCUUCCUGGGAUGAGUUCUUCAAGCACUUCAUGAAAGGACAAGUUUCUUGGGGAAGCUAUUUUGAUUUUGCAAUUAACUGGAGCGAACACCUUGAUGAUGAAAAUGUCAAGCUCAUAUUAUAUGAAGACCUGAAAGAGAAUCUGGCCACUGGCAUAAAACAAAUAGCUGAAUUCUUUAAAUUCUCUCUAACUGGGGAGCAGAUUCAAACUAUCUCUGCCGGGAGCACCUUCCAAGCAAUGCGAGAAAAGUCUCAGGAGACCCAUGGCGCUGUUGGUCCCUUCCUGUUUCGCAAAGGUGAAGUUGGGGAUUGGAAAAACCUGUUCAGUGAAGCUCAGAACCAGGAAAUGGAUGCAAAAUUCAAAGAAUGCUUAAGUGGCACUUCCUUAAGGGCAAAACUGAAGCAUGACUCGUAUUGCCAGAACUGACUCAAGCUAAGUUGACAGGCCUGGGUAUUUUCUGUUCUUUAAUAACAACGAACUUAAAUAAUUAAAUAAGAAUUCAAACAAUCAAACAGUGGUAAUUAUAUGACACUUAACUCUGAAUAAUAUAAAUUUAAGAAUGAUAACAUCUUAACUUUUUGAGUACUAAUUUAAGUUUAUCCACUUUUGAAAGGAAAAGUAUUUAUCUUUCCAAGAAACCAUUAUUAAUGUGUUGCAUGUGGACUUCUUUCACACUGUGUGAAUUAUCACAAAACUGUAACGAGAUACUAUCAGAAAUAUACCUGCAUCUGUGUCUGAGAAUAGAUGAAAUAGUUCCCAAAUGAUAUACAAAUUUUUUGUUCUUCCCUUGGAAAAAUGUUCCUUUUUUCUCACUAUACAUCAAAGUACUUAUAGUGGCUCUGUCAAACUUACUGUUGGGUAAAGUUUAAUUCUGAUGGUGUAUUGACAUAAGACUAAUAAAUCCUAUUGUAAUUUGGUAGAA
Messenger RNA from Cavia porcellus (domestic guinea pig), 1405 nucleotides. It is a transcript of the gene Sult6b1, whose product is annotated as sulfotransferase family 6B member 1. The record is from RefSeq and is a predicted model, not a curated record. NCBI's taxonomy places the organism in Eukaryota, Metazoa, Chordata, Mammalia, Rodentia, Caviidae. The coding region runs from base 1 to 909 and encodes 302 amino acids. Gene Ontology annotation, biological process: sulfation. Gene Ontology annotation, molecular function: sulfotransferase activity. The transcript has 7 exons. Gene Ontology annotation, cellular component: cytoplasm.